Oikopleura dioica is the source of this 2376-nucleotide messenger RNA. The record is from the annotation of a GenBank genome assembly. NCBI's taxonomy places the organism in Eukaryota, Metazoa, Chordata, Appendicularia, Copelata, Oikopleuridae.
AUGGGAUGGUUGACGUUUGCCCCAGUACCUACAGCCACAGUCCUCUAUUUCGGCAUCACAACGAAUCAGGUUGAUUGGUUUUCGAUGAUCUACAUGGGUGUCGGUCUUCCGGCUGGCUUCGUCGCUAUAUGGAUUUGUGAUGGCAUUGGUCUUCGCAAAUCUACUUGGAUAACUAUCGCCUUUUAUUUUGUCGGCGCAGUCUUGCGUGUUGGAUCUCUCGGAUUCAAGAGCUACGAUGAAAACGGCGACUUCAUUCCUUGCGAAAAAUGCUUCCCCGUCGCGCUUAUCGGAACAGCUCUAAUGGGAAUAAGCCAGGCGUUUGUCGGUGUUCUUCCAACUCUUAUGGCUGCCAGGUGGUUUGAAGAUAAAGAGCGUCUUCUUGCAAAUUCGAUUGCUUCGCUGUCCAUUUGCAUUGGUUUGAUGGUCGCAUCUAUUGCAGCUCCACUAAUAACAAAAGGACCGGAUGAUCUUUUCUUUGAAGGAAUCUUGUUUUCAUUGCCAGUUAUUGCUGCGGCUCCAAUUGCCCUCUGCAUUCCUUCUGAUGGAAUUUUACCAGCGCCGAAAACCAUGCCAUUUUUUGACAGGCUCAGACUUUUGGCAUUCGAAGGUGGCUGGGAGUUCUCCGCCGCUGUUUUGCUUGGUGCAAUCCGAAUUGGCCACAACUCAAUGGUUCAAAGUCUCAUCGUUCAGCUUCUCUGCCCGGCUGGCUAUUCUAACAUCUUCAGCUCGACGAUUUGCGCCACCCUUAUUAUUGGCCCUGGGGUUGCUUUCAGCAUGUUCCUGACGAGAAUGAUCGGCGGAACCGAGCAUCAUGCCUUGACUGCCAAAAUUUGCGCCGCCAUUUCAAUCGCUUCGAAUGUCGCUUUCACGUUUGCGAUGAAAGUUCCCGAGCAAGAGAUACUCAUUGCAUCCCUUUGCGUUGUUUAUGGAAUGUCGACGCUUGUUCUUCUUCCGCUGGCUUGCGAGAUGGCUGCGGAAACUGCUCAUCCUGUUGGUGGAGGCACCGCUGGAGGAUUGGUAACAAGUCUAGGGGAGAUAAUUGGGCCGAUUUUCAUCUUUCUGAGCGGGCUUGUUCCGACAGGCUUUACACCAGAGGGGUCUACUUGCUUUGAAGAUCAAGCCUUGAAAAAGUUUACCAAGCGCAUGAAAAAGCUUUUAUCACUAUUCGCCUUUGGAGGCGUACUCGGCCAAGAUAUCGACUUCGCUGACGUCUUCGAUCAUGUCUGCGAUGAGACUUCUAUGACCGCUACAAUCCGUGAACGAGAUCUCAAGAAAUUGGGUACAUGGGGCGAUGACUUCUCAAAGAUCACACUCAACGAGGGAUGCCAGGGCGUACCAGACGAAUACGGAAACAUUCUGUUCAGCGCUGGUUCUCUUCAGAAGCUUCCUCUUGAGUGUGGAACUCAGUACUGGGACGACGGCUCUGGGAAGAUCACUUUCUGGAACGUGGUUCAGUUCACACCACCUAAUGAUGGCUCUCCCAUCACCAGAGACGCAGAUGGACUUUACAACUUUACCUGCGUGUACGAUAUGAGCGUCAACGAUGAUACCUUUGAGCUUUCACUCAAGCACAAGGUUGUUGCUGCUCCAGUCGAUACAAUCUGGUUCGAGGGUCAAACUGCCGAAGGAAAGUUCCGAGCCACCAUGGAGCUCUUCAAGGAUAGCUCCUACGAAGAGUCAUUCAUGGGAUCAUCUGUCAUGCUUUCAGUCGAGCAGCGACUUUACGUCGAUGUGACACUCGAAGCUAAGGAUCCUGAAGUCGUUCUUAACGUCCAACGUUGCUGGGCUACACCUACGACUGAGGCCGACGCUCCUGUUCGACACACAUUGAUCUACGAGGGUUGCCCAACUGAUCCUACAGUUGUUCUCCGAGACGAUGCUCCCGAUGCCAACUCUGCUCGAUGGGAAUCUCAAAUGUUCCAGUUCGUCGACGAGGCUCAGGUCUGGCUUCACUGCGAUAUCCAAGCUUGUGACUCUCGACGAUUCUCUUGCGAAAACACCUGCGAGGAUCGAGAGCGACGAGAAAUCCAAGAAAUCUUCUCUGGAUCUCGUCAUCCACGAGCCGUCUCAACCCCCAAUGCCAGUGGAACUGGAAUGUACAACCCUAACAUUCUCACCGUCGGACCUCUUCGAUCCCAGGAGCGAUGGGCUGAUUCUACCAUUGGCACUGAGACGCAAGCUUUGAAAUGGAUUGUUGCCGUCGGAGUCAUCAUCAUUGCUGCUCUUAUUUCUGGCAUUGUCUAUUUCUGCAAGUUCCGAGAUUCUGCCUCCGUCAAGCCAAAAGCGCGAGCUAACAACGACUGGCAAUUGUACGGUGCUGGCGGAAAGCCAGUUGGUGCCCAAAACAAUGGUGCCAAGGCUCCUCGAAAUUGGUAA